This is a messenger RNA of Chroicocephalus ridibundus (black-headed gull), 744 nucleotides long. It is a transcript of the gene REEP6, whose product is annotated as receptor accessory protein 6. Bases 98 to 700 code for a protein of 200 amino acids. The transcript has 6 exons. NCBI's taxonomy places the organism in Eukaryota, Metazoa, Chordata, Aves, Charadriiformes, Laridae. The record is from RefSeq and is a predicted model, not a curated record.
GCCGCAUUGGCCCGGGCCGGCGGGAGGCGGCGAAGGCACCGGCGGGAUCGCGCCGGGAAUCGGGGACCGUGCCGGGAUCGGGGUCGCCGCCGCAACCAUGGGCACGGUGCAGCAACGCCUGCAGCGCUUCCUCGAUCGCCCCGGGCCGCUCGGCGACCUGCUGGGACGGCUGGAGGCCCGCACCGGCGUCCGGCGGCUCUACCUGGCCACAGGUUCUGUGGCCUUCCUGGGGCUGUACCUCAUGUUUGGCUAUGGCGCCUCGCUGAUCUGCAACCUCAUCGGCUUCACCUACCCCGCAUAUGUCUCCAUCAAAGCCAUCGAGAGCUCCAACAAGGAGGAUGACACCACGUGGCUGACGUACUGGGUGGUGUACGGCGUCUUCAGCAUAGCCGAGUUCUUCUCUGACAUCUUCCUCUACUGGUUCCCCUUCUACUAUGCUGGGAAGUGCCUGUUCCUGGUGUGGUGCAUGGCCCCCGUGUCCUGGAACGGGUCGCAGGUGCUCUACCAGAACAUCAUCCGGCCCUGCUUCCUCAGGCACCACCAGACUGUGGACAACGUGCUGGGCAACCUCAGCACCAAAGCCCUGGACGCGGCUUCCAGCGUCACCCGAGAAGUCCUGCACACUCUGGUCAGCAGCAGAGCCCGGCUGGCGGCCGAGGUGGCACCGCAGCUCAGCCUGUCUCCUCCAGAACAGCCAUGAAACUGGAAGAAGAAACAGAGAAGAGCAAGUGAGAGGGGUCUCCG